Meyerozyma guilliermondii ATCC 6260 is the source of this 1137-nucleotide messenger RNA. It is a transcript of the gene CDC43, whose product is annotated as protein geranylgeranyltransferase type I subunit. Gene Ontology annotation, cellular component: CAAX-protein geranylgeranyltransferase complex. The transcript has a single exon. Lineage: Eukaryota; Fungi; Ascomycota; Pichiomycetes; Serinales; Debaryomycetaceae. The record is from RefSeq and is a predicted model, not a curated record. The coding region runs from base 1 to 1137 and encodes 378 amino acids. Gene Ontology annotation, biological process: protein geranylgeranylation. Gene Ontology annotation, molecular function: CAAX-protein geranylgeranyltransferase activity.
AUGGCAUUAGAGGUCAAAAAACAUGUACGAUACUUUGAGAUGUGUCUUGCAUCUUUCCCUCUGCAGGCGGAGAGCGAGGAUUCCAAUAAGCUAGCAUUGGUAUAUUUUUGUCUUCAAGGGCUACAAAUACUUCGUCAUCUUGAUUUUUCCGAAUCAGAUCGAACGGGUUAUUCGCAGUAUAUUUACUCGUAUUUGAUCACUAUGGGGAACCGUCAAGGAUUCCGGCCGAGCAGGACGUUCAAUAUUGAUGGCAAUGAACGUAAAAAUGAUGAAAAAUCAUACGAUAUGCCCAGUAUUUCUGCUACUUUUUUUGCAUUGGUUUCACUUUUAGCACUCGAACUGGAUUAUACGAAACGUAUUGACCGACAAAAAAUCAUCCAAUUUGUCAAUUCGUGCCAGAUUCGAGACGGGCCAGACAAGGGAGCAUUCAGACCCACUUUGGAUGUAAACGGAGUUGCCUUUGGUGAUGCUGAUAUGAGAACUACAUAUAUGGCUGUUGGGAUCGGAAGGCUCUGCAACCUCAUUGAUGAUUUAGACGUGCCAAGUAUAAUUGGAUAUGUUACAUCAAGGGUCAGCUUGAGCGGAGGAUUGUCCUCUUCUCCUUAUUGUGAGCCACAUGCUGGGUUUACGUUCUGUGGCCUAGCAACACUCAAGCUCUUAGAUUACGACUUUGGCUCUGCCAAUUGGACCUCUAAUACUUUGCAUUGGCUUGUGAGCCGCCAGGUCAACUACCUGAAUGAGAUCUACAGUACUUUACCUUCAUAUCCGUCGUGGAAUCAAGAGGAUGAUGGUGCGUUCAAUGGUCGCGAUAACAAAUUUGCAGACACUUGCUACUCCUGGUGGUGUACUGCUAGCAUGCAUCUUAUGAAUUCAGACUACUUGGGCCUCACCAAUAUCCGUGAAGCUACAAAAUUUCUUCUUGGUCGUACGCAAAAUCGCUUGCUUGGAGGUUUUGGCAAGAGCCAUGAACUGAGACCCGAUCCUUUACAUUCGUUUCUAGCGUUAGCAAGUCUUGCUCUCUGGUCAGGUGCGGACUCAACUACAACUCCAGACUACAAUUUGGACCUGGUAGACGAUGCGCUUGUUAUAUCUGGCCAACUGGUUGCAUUUCUAAGUAAGCUUUGGCUCCCCCAGUGA